Molecule: messenger RNA, 1093 nt
Organism: Musa acuminata AAA Group (dessert banana)
Lineage: Eukaryota; Viridiplantae; Streptophyta; Magnoliopsida; Zingiberales; Musaceae
Product: syntaxin-52-like
Exons: 7
Coding region: 180-881 (233 amino acids)
Biological process (GO): vesicle fusion; intracellular protein transport
Cellular component (GO): membrane; endomembrane system; SNARE complex
Molecular function (GO): SNARE binding; SNAP receptor activity
Source: RefSeq, a predicted model, not a curated record
ACAUUUCUUUUGUCGUCGGCGGAGGAAAUAGAUUGGGACGACAGCGUAGACCCCUUCCAAUUGCGACUUCCCAACGCGGCGCAGAAGCUUUAUUUGGUAUCGAGGAAAGGGGGAACUAAAGCGAGAAGAGAAGCCAUCCUCGAUCGUGUCCUUCGAGCAGUAAGAUUCUGUCAAAACCAAUGGCAUCUUCUUUAGAUCAAUGGAUGAGGGAGUUCAAUGAAGCUUCAAAGCUCUCUGAGGAUAUUAGUGCCAUGAUGUCUGAAAGGGGCUCUUUGCCUCCAUCAGGCCCCGAUACACAACGCCACUUAACUGCGAUGAGGAGGAAGAUAACAAUUCUUCGGACCAGACUGGACAGCUUGGAGUCUCUCCUUUCAAAGCUUCCUAGUAUGCAGCCAAUAAAGGAUAAGGACUUACAUAAGCGCCAAGAAAUGCUAGCAAACAUGAAAUCUAAAGCAAAUCAGAUGGCUUCUACGUUAAACAUGUCAAACUUUGGUAACAGGGAGGACUUAUUUGGAGAUGGUAUAAAGUCAGCUGAUGUGAUGAGCAGAACUUCUGGGUUGGAUAAUCAAGGUAUCGUUGCUUUACAGAGGCAGGUUAUGAGAGAGCAAGAUGAGGGCCUUGAAAAGUUGGAGGAGACAGUUUUAAGCACAAAACAUAUUGCGUUAGCUGUCAAUGAAGAAUUGGAUCUCCAUACAAGAUUAAUUGAUGAUCUGGACGAACAUGUUGAUGUAACCGACUCACGGCUACAGCGAGUGCAAAAGAGGCUGGCAAUCCUUAACAAGCGCACAAAGGGUGGUUGUUCAUGCAUGUGCCUGCUCCUGUCCGUGGUAGCAAUUGUGAUUCUGGUCAUUGUAGCUUGGCUUCUCAUCAAGUACUUGUAGGCGGAGCGCAAGUAUAAAACAAUGUGUAUCUCUGUAUUUGUUACCUCUUCAGCGAAAGCUAGGCUUGUGUGCCUAAACUGCUGAGCUUUCAUUUGGUCAAUAUCUUUGAAUUUGAGAUACGUCAGAAGUGUCUUGAGCCUUUUGUAUGUGAUGUCUUGUGUCCAAGCACAAUGAUCGGAUUUGUAUGAUGAACAACAGAUCGCCUUGAAAUA